ACACAGUAGUGAGGAAGACAUCCAGUGAGUGUGAGACAUCCAGCAUACAUCCCAAUGUGUCGGGAGGACUGAGCACGAGCCAGAGCCCCAUCCUGGUGCCACCACCUCUCUCACUGACACAUGAGAGACACAAUGACCAGAGGAUCCUGGAACUCACCAACAAGAUCAUUCAGCUGCUGACUGGAGAGGAGGGGGAGUAUAUAGAGGAACACAGGGGUCUGUACAAGGACGUGAUGAUGGAGAAUCACCGGCCCCUCACAUCACUGGAUGGGCCCAGUAACAGAGAUACCCCAGAGAGAUGUCCCCGUCCUCUGUAUUCCCAGGAUUGUACAGAGGAGAAUCACAGGACCCCACAGGAGGAUCAGAGUGAAGAACUAACUGAUAUAAAAACAGAAGAUAUAAAGAAAGAAGCCAAGAUGCUUGUGACUUAUAAUAAGGCAGAAGAUACAGAGGGAGAAGAAGAGACAUCUAUAAGGAGUGUUCAGUGUAAGGUGGAGGAAAUUCCUACAGAUAUCAGCAAAGAUGGAUGCAAUACAAGGAAUACCUCUGAGGGACAUCUUGUUUGGUCUCCAGAUUGUAAAUUAGAAGAUAAGAACAUCACACGAGGAUCUCCAGAAGAAAACUGCAUUAAACUAAAUAUACAUCCAGCACUUCACAGUGCAGAUAUAUCAUCUGAUCCAUCUAUUAUUGAGGAAUGUUCUCCUGGUAACUCACAUACUACUGCACCUAGUACAGGUCAUUGCGGUGAUACAAUAAUUUCCUCUUCUAAAAUUGGGAAAUGUUUUACACAUAAACAAGCUCUUGUUAAACAUAAGAGCAGUCACGUAAGUAAGAAGCCUUUUCCAUGUUCUGAGUGUGGGAAAUGUUUUACACAGAAAUCAGAUCUUCGCAGACACCUGAUGCGUCACAUGGGUGAGAAACCAUUUCCAUGUUCUGAGUGUGAGAAAUCUUUUAUAGAUAGAUCACGUCUUGUUAUACAUGAGAGAAUUCACACAGGUGAGAAACCAUUUCCAUGCUCUGAAUGUGGGAAAUGUUUUCCAUGUAAAAGAUAUCUUACUAUACAUGAAAGAAGUCACACAGGUGAGAAACAAUUUCCAUGCUCUGAAUGUGGGAAAUGUUUUACAAGUAAAAAAGAUCUUACUACACAUGAAAGAAGUCACACAGGUGAGAGGCCAUUUCCAUGCUCUGAGUGUGGAAAAUGUUUUACUCAGAAAUCACAUCUUGUUGUACAUCAGAGAAUUCACACAGGUGAGAAACCUUUUCUAUGUUCUGAGUGUGGGAAAUGUUUUACAAACAAAUCAGAUCUUAUUAAGCAUAACCUAAGUCACACAGGUGAGAAGCCAUUUCCAUGUUCUGAGUGUGGAAAGUAUUUUAUAAAAAAAUCAAAACUUGUUGCACAUGAGAGAAGUCACAAAGGUGAGAAGCCGUUUAGAUGCUCUGAGUGUGGGAAACGUUUGACAUCGAAAGGACAUCUUGUUGUACAUCAGAGAAUUCACACAGGUGAGAAACCAUUUCCAUGUUCUGAGUGUGGGAAAUCUUUUGUAGAGAAAUCAAAUCUUGUAAAACAUCAGAGAUGUCACACAGGUGAGAAACCAUUUACAUGCUCUGAGUGUGGGAAAUCUUUUGUGCAGAAAUCAUUGCUUGUUAUACAUGAGAGAAGCCACACAGGUGAGAAACCAUUUAGUUGCUCUGAGUGUGGGAAAUGUUUUAAAGCUCAGUCUUCUCUUUUUGCACACAAAAAAGUUCACACAGAUGAGAAGCCAUUUCCAUGCUCAGAGUGUGGGAAAUGUUUGAAAACGAAAUCUUCUCUUUUUACACACAUGAAAAUACACACAGGUGAGAAGUAUCACUGACCUGAAUUGAGAGUGUUGUGAACUCGGGGGUUCUUCCGAUGGUCGGGAAGAGGAACCACAGCUGGGCCGGAGUAGAGAUAGCCGGAUAUAGGUUUUCCUCAUGCAGAAAUUUAACAGUUAUAAUUGAUGUCAAAUGCCAUGAACUUUAUGAUGAGAAGGGUCGGGCACGAUGCUGAGGCACAUAGAAGAAUGGGGACUUGUGAGCGAUGUUUAAAGACACUGAUGAACUCGUGAGCGAUAUUUAAAGACACUGAUGAACUCGUGAGCGAUGUUUAAAGACACUGAAGAAAUGAAGAACUCGUGAGCGAUGUUUAAAGACACUGAAGAAAUGAAGAACUUGUGAGCGAUGUUUAAAGACACUAAAGAAAUGAAGAACUUGUGAGCGAUGUUUAAAGACACUGAUGAACUCGUGAGCGAUGUUUAAAGACACUGAAGAAAUGAAGAACUUGUGAGCGAUGUUUAAAUACACUGAUGAAUUUGUGAGCGAUGUUUAAAGACACUGAAGAACUCGUGGACGAUGUUUAAAGGCACUGAUGAACUCGUGAGCGAUGUUUAAAGGCACUGAAGAAUUGAAGGAUUUGUGAGCGAUGUUUAAAGACACUGAUGAACUCGUGAGGGAUGUUUAAAGACACUGAAGAAAUGAAGAACUUGUGAGCGAUGUUUAAAGACACUGAUGAACUCGUGAGCGAUGUUUAAAGACACUGAAGAAAUGAAGGACUCGUGAGCGAUGUUUAAAGACACUGAUGAACUCGUAAGCGAUGUUUGAAGAUACUGAAGAAAUGAUGAACUCGUGAGCGAUGUUUAAAGGCACUGAAGAAAUGAAGAACUUGUGAGCAAUGUUUAAAGACACUGAUGAACUCGUGAGCAAUGUUUAAAGACACUGAUGAACUCGUGAGCGAUGUUUAAAGGCACUGAAGAAAUGAAGAACUUGUGAGCAAUGUUUAAAGACACUGAUGAACUCGUGAGCGAUGUUUAAAGGCACUGAAGAAAUGAAGAACUUGUGAGCAAUGUUUAAAGACACUGAUGAACUCGUGAGCGAUGUUUAAAGACACUGAAGAAAUGAAGAACUUGUGAGCGAUGUUUAAAGACACUGAAGAAAUGAAGAACUUGUGAGCGAUGUUUAAAGACACUGAUGAACUCGUGAGCGAUGUUUAAAGGCACUGAUGAACUCGUGAGCGAUGUUUAAAGGCACUGAAGAAAUGAAGAACUUGUGAGCGAUGUUUAAAGACACUGAUGAACUCGUGAGCGAUGUUUGAAGACACUGAAGAAAUGAAGAACUUGUGAGCGAUGUUUAAAGACACUGAAGAAAUGAAGAACUUGUGAGCGAUGUUUAAAGACACUGAUGAAUUUGUGAGCGAUGUUUAAAGACACUGAAGAAAUGAAGAACUUGUGAGCGAUGUUUUAACACUGAUGAACUCGAGAGCGAUGUUUAAAGACACUGAAGAAAUGAAGACCUUGUGAGCGAUGUUUAAAGACACUGGAGAAAUGAAGAACUUGGGAGCGAUGUUUAAAGACACUGAAGAAAUGAAGACCUU
Pseudophryne corroboree (corroboree frog) is the source of this 3388-nucleotide messenger RNA. Its product is annotated as zinc finger protein OZF-like. The record is from RefSeq and is a predicted model, not a curated record. Lineage: Eukaryota; Metazoa; Chordata; Amphibia; Anura; Myobatrachidae. The transcript has 5 exons. Gene Ontology annotation, biological process: regulation of transcription by RNA polymerase II. Gene Ontology annotation, cellular component: chromatin; transcription regulator complex; PcG protein complex. Bases 234 to 1853 code for a protein of 539 amino acids. Gene Ontology annotation, molecular function: RNA polymerase II cis-regulatory region sequence-specific DNA binding; DNA-binding transcription factor activity, RNA polymerase II-specific.